Messenger RNA from Staurois parvus, 281 nucleotides. NCBI's taxonomy places the organism in Eukaryota, Metazoa, Chordata, Amphibia, Anura, Ranidae. The record is from the annotation of a GenBank genome assembly.
UGGGGCCCCCGGGCAAUAGGGGAUCAUGGGGCCCCUGUGUCCUUGCCCAAACUAAAAAAAGCCUAUGAAAAAGGUACCAGGGGCAUCUCAUGGGGCCCCCUACUGACCCCGGGCCCUCGGACAGUGCCCGAGUUUCCAAAUGGUCAGUCCGCCCCUGCGGUUGUAUAAUAUAAAUGAGCAACCUAGAGCCCUAACUGUUCCUGGCCCACCCCUUUUAUUUGAUUGGAUUUCAGUUGUUUCAUUCAUGGAAGGUCAGCAUCAAAUGUGAGCGUUUUGUAGGG